Macadamia integrifolia is the source of this 2063-nucleotide messenger RNA. RefSeq names its product splicing factor U2af small subunit B-like. The transcript has 6 exons. Gene Ontology annotation, biological process: mRNA splicing, via spliceosome. Gene Ontology annotation, molecular function: pre-mRNA 3'-splice site binding; metal ion binding. Gene Ontology annotation, cellular component: spliceosomal complex; U2AF complex. Bases 145 to 1158 code for a protein of 337 amino acids. The record is from RefSeq and is a predicted model, not a curated record. NCBI's taxonomy places the organism in Eukaryota, Viridiplantae, Streptophyta, Magnoliopsida, Proteales, Proteaceae.
CGUCCAAUUUGUUGUUUAUUACGACUCUUUUCGCUCUUCCCUUUAUCCACUGUGGUUUUCGUCGGCCUUCCGAAACGAAACCCUAGAUCAGAGAGCGAAGUUCAAUAUUGAGAAGAAGAGAGACAGAGAGAACGGAUCGAAUCAAUGGCGGAGCACUUGGCUUCUAUAUUCGGUACAGAGAAGGAUCGGGUGAACUGCCCUUUUUACUUCAAGAUCGGAGCUUGCAGACAUGGUGAUAGGUGUUCUAGGCUUCAUACGAAGCCUAGCAUCAGUCCAACAUUGCUUAUCGCUAAUAUGUAUCAGAGACCUGAUAUGAUCACUCCUGGAAUUGAUCCUCAGGGUCAGGCCAUUGAUCCUCACAAAGUCCAGGAGCACUUCGAGAAUUUUUAUGAAGAUCUAUUUGAGGAGUUGAACAAAUAUGGAGAGAUUGAAAGCUUGAAUAUUUGUGACAAUCUGGCUGAUCACAUGGUGGGUAAUGUAUAUGUUCAGUUUAGAGAGGAAGACCAUGCUGCAAAUGCAGUGAAGAAUCUUAAUGGAAGAUUCUAUGCAGGACGUCCAAUUAUGGCCGACUUUUCUCCUGUGACGGAUUUCCGUGAAGCCACAUGUAGGCAAUAUGAAGAAAACACGUGCAAUCGAGGAGGCUAUUGCAACUUUAUGCAUCUCAAAAAGAUUAGCAGGGAAUUGAGGCGGCAACUAUUCGGGAGAUAUCGGCGAAGACGCAGCCGCAGCCGAAGCAGGAGUCGAAGUCCAUUCAGGCAUCGUAAUUAUGAGGAGCGUCCACAUGGUGGUGGUGGCGGUGGUGGUGGCCGUGGCCGUGGUCGUGGAUUUGGUUUUGGUAGAAGGAAUGAUGACCGGGAUCCCCAUUACCAUGAUGAGCGAGGCAGGAGGCCCAGGAGCCGAAGCCCAGGACGGAGGAGGGGAAGAAGCCCGAGCCCCGGAGGAAGGAGGAAUAGGAGUCCGGUUCGGGAAGGUAGUGCUGAAAGAAGGGCUAAAAUUGAGCAGUGGAACAGGGAGAGGGAACAAGCUCAAUCUAGUAAUAAAAAUAACAGCAGUGUUGAUCACAACGAUGAUGAGAGCAAUGGGUAUGCUCAGAAUGGAGGCAUGUACAAUGAUCAGCAGCAGCAACAGCCACCGCAGCAAGGAGGAUAUGGCUACUGACACAAUUGAAAUUUGUGGUGGUGUGCAGGUUCACAAUUCUGUGAUAUGGAAUGUAGAACUUAAUUUUAUUUUUGGGCUCCUCUCUCCUUUCUGAUCUUCCAUGAUAAUUCCUAACCGUGUGCUUGCAUGCCUGGAGUGCCUGUGAAUACUGCAAGGCUCCCAUAUAUUUUUUUAAUCUUCUCCUCUCCACAUUCUCAAUUGCCUAUCUACAGCAGAAAUGAAUUUUUUUAGUGGUUAUAUUUCAACAUUUUUUGGCUGCCAUCUCAUUUCUUCACAAUUGAAAUUUAAAAAAAAUUUUCCUUGGAGCUUGAAAUAUUUUUGGGCGACUUGCUGGAACCACUUAGGGAUGAAAAAUGGCUUACCAUUUUUUGCUAUGUCUGCGUGCAUGUUUCAAUAUAUUGAUCAUUCUACACCACAAACAUACAGGGACCCAUCAAUUCUCCCAUGUUUCUGUAUUUAGGCUUUUGAAUAAUUUCUAUUUUUCUUUUCCCAGAGAAGUAGUAGUCUUACCUGCUUUAUGAGUUUUGCAGGUUCAGGUAUCCCUGCUCAUGGAUCAGGCCUCUUUUAUAUGGCAGCUUACCAUGAAAUUUCUGUACAGGUUGGUUGCAUUAUCGGAGUGACUUGGCAGGAUUUAACAGAUACAAUGGUGGAAGAAUUGUUGCAGAAGUUUUCUCAGAUGUUCAAAGCAGGUGAGGUUUUCCUUUCAAACCCUACACUCAUUCCUAUCAAACUGCAGGUUACUCUUUCUGGAUCAGGAUAUCAGACAAUUUCAGCUAAUGCUUUGAGUUUCGUACAUGCUGGUAUAUGGAGUUUACAUUGUACUGUGUGGGAGUGUUUAUUAUAUUAGAAGGGAUAAUUGCUCAAUUUUAUUGGUUUUUUUGAUAUAUACUUUCACUCUUCCAAAA